GGGGAGCAUGUGAAAUUGUGGAAAUAUUUGAAAUGGCGGCGAUGGUGACUUAUCGAGAUAUUUUGUAGAUACCGCGUUUUGUAUGAUGCGCUGGCGCCCGGAGAUCAUCGCUGUUUUUCGGAUCCCGAAACGGGUGUCGUUCGGGGAGUGCUAGGAAUGCUUACCCGAUCCUCGGUUUAAGCUUACACAAAGACCGAAACGCUGUCUUGUAACCUUCAUUUUGCAACCGUGAUAAUCGCACAUUCUCUUCAGUUCUUGAAAGUGGCAUUUGUCACUUACACAAAAAAAUGACACAAAUACAGACCUCCAGCGAUCCAGAGACUCUCCAUCUCCCCCGCAUUCUCUGCCUUCACGGCGGCGGCGUCAAUGCACAAGUCUUCGAACUACAAUGCCGCGCUCUCAUCAGAAGUCUUGCCUCAUCUCUGCGUCUAGUCUUCAUGCAAGCACCCUUCAUCUCAGCGCCUCACCCCGACAUAGUCAGCGUCUACGGUGAAUACGGCCCUUUUCGGCGCUGGCUCCGCUGGCAGCCCGACCAUCCCGAGAUUGAAGCAGAGGCCGCCGCAGAGCUACUCCGGAACCAGACCCGCAGGGCUAUGGACACCGACCCCGGCACCGGAGAGUGGAUCGGCAUUCUUGGGUUUUCGCAGGGUGCUAAGAUUGCGGCGAGUUUGUUGUGGACGCAGCAGAAAGUUACGGAGCAGUUUGGUGCGCAAGAGGCGCUGACGCAGUUCAAGUUUGGUGUUCUCAUGGCUGGGAGAGCGCCCUUGAUUACGCUGGAUGCUCGACUGCAGCAUCCUCCGGCGGUUGUUGAUGCGGCGCUGUUGAGCUCUGAGUUUAAGGACUUCCCUGAGUCGAAUGUUGGCGACCAUGUUUUGACCAUACCCACACUACACGUCCACGGACUUCGAGACCCUGGACUUGAACAGCAUCAGAUUUUACUGAAGACUUAUUGCGCAACUGGUACGACGACUCUUGUUGAGUGGGACGGUGGACAUCGGAUACCGAUCAAGAGCCAUGAUGUCGACGCCGUGACAACAGAGAUCAUGAAGUUGGCAAAGAACGCGGGCGUGAAGCUGCCCAAUUAGAGUCUCCUUUUGUAGAGUUCCUUUCUUUAAAUUGAAGGAAGGAUCUAUGAUUCACUAGAAUACUUAUAGAUGUCUGACGGAUAGUACACCCGGAGGUAUACGAAAGAGAGUCAAAUCAGCCUGUUCAUAGAUGAUGUUCUGUGUUGUAAAGCAACAAUUUCAGGUCCAUAUAACUACCCUGAUUCCCUCUAUUCAAUUCUGAAACUGUUAACUUUUAAACAUCUAAUGUUGCCUAGAUAGUGGUCCCUCCUUGGUUCUUUAGGCCUGCUGUAGGUAGUAGUGCACGGAAAGCUGUAUACCAAGAAACAAUUUUCGGGUUUAAUGAUUGUGAUC
Fusarium verticillioides 7600 is the source of this 1418-nucleotide messenger RNA. RefSeq lists its product as hypothetical. Gene Ontology annotation, cellular component: cytoplasm; nucleus. The coding region runs from base 288 to 1085 and encodes 265 amino acids. Gene Ontology annotation, biological process: secondary metabolite biosynthetic process. The record is from RefSeq and is a predicted model, not a curated record. The transcript has a single exon. NCBI's taxonomy places the organism in Eukaryota, Fungi, Ascomycota, Sordariomycetes, Hypocreales, Nectriaceae.